AUAUUGGCUUUAUUAAUUACUUAUUGAAAGGGACUUAAGCAUUCACUGAGAUUCUGCUAAGAUGAGAGCAUUACUUAGUCUAUUUCUUCUGACGUGUGUUAUUGCUGUACAGGGUCAAAUAUUUGGAAGCCGACAUGGACCUCCCCCAAUAGAUGUUCCCAUCGGUAGAGCCAGUUCACCCGUGUGGGCGAAUAUAACCCAAAAGGUUGAUCAUUUCAAUCCUGCGAAUAAAAGAACAUGGACAAUGAGAUAUUUAUACAAUGACGAAUGCUUUAAGAGUGGUGGCCCGAUAAUAAUAUUUCUUGGAGGUGAAUGGGUCAUAUCAACCGACAAUCUAAUGGCCGGAGCAGUAUACGACAUAGCAUGUGCAAAUGGUGGAUAUAUGUUCUAUACUGAACACAGAUAUUAUGGGAAAAGUCAGCCAACCAGUGAUUGGAGUUCUGAAAGCUUAAAGUACCUUUCGGCCGAUCAGGCUCUAGCAGACAUAGCCUACUUUAUCCAAUACCAAAAGAAAAACGUCGAAGCCUUGCAAAACAGUUCAGUCGUAGCAAUUGGAAUUUCUUAUUCUGCAAGUCUUGCCACGUGGGCUCGCAUCAAGUAUCCUCAUUUGGUUGACAUUGCUUAUGCCUCCAGUGGCCCACUUAAUUCAAAAGUAGACUUCUAUGAAUACUACGAAGUAAUCAACGACAAUCUGGCACGCGUUUCAUCAUCAUGUUUGAAUGUGAUUAAAUCAGCAACUUCGGAAAUUGAGAGUUUACUUGAAACCGAUGAAGGUAUUGCCAAUGUGUCAAAGUUAUUCAACACUUGCCAAACAAUGAACGUAACGGAGCCCGCUCGUUCUUUCUUCUUCAAUAGAGUAGCAGACGUUUUUGCAACAUUAGUACAGUAUGCGAUACCGGGUGAUAUCGAAAGCGCUUGUUCCCAAAUCGAAAAUGCGACAGGUUCUAAUGCAGAAAAGAUGGCUUCCUAUGUCAGAGCACAGCGUGACUCCUGCAUGUUACUAUACAAUAAUUUCUUAGAUCUGUACACAUCUCCUAAUAUAACAUUACGUGUCAAUCGCCCGUGGAACUAUCAAUUUUGCACACAAUUUGGUUGGUUUCAAACUUCGACAUCCAGUAAACAGCCUUUUGGUAACACGUUUCCUUUGGACUUAUAUCGUCACCGUUGCGAAGAUUUAUUCGGAGUGAAAUACAAUGAAACAGUGACGAGUAAUGGUGUGGAAAGAACAAAUUUUUUCAAUGGAGCUGUUACUCCAGAAAUAUCCCGAUACAUUUCAGUGCAAGGUAGCGUUGAUCCUUGGAACCCGGUUGGACUCUUGAAAGAUCUUCAUCCUACGGCACUCGGCUUUUUUGUUCAAGGUUCAUCCCACGGUGCCGAUCUCGGUUCCAUAUCAGAUAGUGAUUCCGAGCAACUGAGAAAAACAAAACUUACAAUUCGUUCAACAAUAAAAAAAUGGUUGGACGAAAUAAAAAAUGAAAUAUGACCGGAAAUGCUAUAAUAAUUGUUACAACAACUUCAUUUCAUUUAUAAUUUCUAAUUUCUUACGUCCUUGUAAAAUUAGGUGAACCUACUAUGUAUAUGCAAAUGUGAUGUUUAAUCAGUAAUAAAUAAAAUGAAUGGCGAUUGGGGAA
Messenger RNA from Agrilus planipennis (emerald ash borer), 1631 nucleotides. RefSeq names its product putative serine protease K12H4.7. The transcript is spliced from 10 exons. Gene Ontology annotation, biological process: proteolysis. NCBI's taxonomy places the organism in Eukaryota, Metazoa, Arthropoda, Insecta, Coleoptera, Buprestidae. Bases 62 to 1483 code for a protein of 473 amino acids. Gene Ontology annotation, molecular function: serine-type exopeptidase activity; dipeptidyl-peptidase activity. The record is from RefSeq and is a predicted model, not a curated record.